GGGCGUUAAUAGGUGAGGCCGUGCGUGGGCGGAGACCAGGGGUGUCCGCGUCGCCGGGAGUCUGUGAGGAAUGCGGGGUGACAAGCCCGGGGAGUUAGCCUGUGCGCGCCCUGCUCCCGCCGCCUGAGUGCGCCCCGCACCGGGCUCCGUCGUCCGCCUGCGUCCCCGCCGGCAAGGACUGUUGGGAAGCUCUUGGGGGUUCUCAAGGAAGCGAGGUUGUGGGGAGGCGUCUCCCCCUCCCCUGGUUUGUUAAUGGGCUUUGGUGGCGCAGUGAUUAAGCGUUCGUCUGCUAAGCAAAAGGUCGGUGGUUCAACCCGCCAUCCUCUGAGCAGGAGAAAGACGGGGUAAUCUGCUUCUGUCAAGACUACACCCUUGGAAACUGUGUGGGGCAGUUGUAUCCUACCAGAUGGGUUUGCUGUGAGUCGGGAUUGACUCCAUGGCAAGGGUUUGGCCUUUAGUUUAAUUGUUACAGGACUUUGACGUAGAUGAAGUAGCAGGAAACGUGGAUGGAACUAGUACGCCCGUUUGGAACGAUAGCUAUCCCCACCUCGGGCUGCAAAUAUUUAUUAAGAGGCAUGUUUCCAGGAAUCACUUGGCUCUAAGGCAGAAAUUUCCUCCACAGUUGUGCCAGAGACAAUAUGGCCCACCUGAUGUGGCUGAACGAGGUUGACCUAGAAGACAAGCAGGUAAUAGAGAUCAUAGACCCAGUGUUGCUCUGGGAUCCUAAGCGUAGACAGAGACAGGAUUUGUGCUGGAUUAAAUGCUAAUGAGGCAGCCAUAAUUUCUGCCACCAAAUAGCCGCACUUAAUAGGUUGGAGGCUCCUUGCAGUAAAAACGCGGCACAUUUCCAUUGUAAGAGCAGCAAAUACUGGAAUUGAGGACAGUCUGGGGGGGUGUGCGUUAUGGAUGUGUUGCAGAUAUUUCAGCACGUCCUGGUCAGCUGCAGUGUUGCUGAGAGCUCCUCAUUUUUAAUUUUAGAAAAUGCCCUUAUUUGGAUAAGUAUGAAAUGUGCAGCUAUUGGAAAGGGCACAACUUUGAAUAAGAAAAAGUGAAACUUAAAUUGAUGAGUAACAUGUACAGCAUUUGUAAUAUAAAUAGCGAAUAAGUUUGAGUUUAAAUCGGGUGUUAUAAUGUAGAAAAACCAUAACACAUGUAUAUUGAAUUUGUUGAAGCUAAGAGAAACAAAAGGCUGCUGUUUUAUACAGUGGAAAAGAUAGGAGUGAAUAUAUAGAUAAUGAAGAAUCAAGCAGUAGCUGCAGGUAUUUGAAAAUAAAAAUGUGUAGUUUUGAUUGUCCUGUUUGAGAAAUCUUUGCUAACUCCAAAGUCAUUAGCGUAAUCUGUAUUUGUAAAAUUUAGAAUUGGGAUUUGCAGGAGUUGCUGUUAUGAGAGCAGUCUUGUUAUCUUCUUUCAGUGCUACGAACCACUUACUCCAGAUCCAUUUAUUUGAAGAGUCUAUUUUUCUUCUCUGCGUUUUCUCAAAUGUGAUUUUAUUCCUUUAGGUUAUCACUGCCUGGGAUUGGCAUUUAAUCUUUGUAAUGCCCACAUACAUGAUAACAAUCCCAUGUGAAACGAAAGCCAAUAUAUUUUAUUUUUGGUAACAAGGGUUACAUAAUCAGAAUUCUGUGUAGUUCUCUACGCAGAGAGGAAGAAAGGAUCUCAACAGGAAAAAAAAAUGUAAAUUGCAAAAUUGAUAGGAAAAAUACCGAUGACAUUUUACAGUGAUGUAAAUGAAAUGAGAAUUAAAAAUCAGCACAUAAUAAAAAAUCAAGGACUCAUAAUAGGUUUAUUAACCAGUCUUGAAAAAUAUGUUGUUCCUUUCAAUUCACCUAUGUUGAUAUCAAGUAUAUAUGUCUAUCUGGAUUAAUAAGAAGCAGAGAUUCCCAGGUAAAGCCACAGUCUGAACCUUGGGCCUCUGACACUCUGUGGAAAUCUGGUUCAAAUAUUGUAGCCUGGCCAGCUAUGGAUGCCUCCCAUGCUGUGGCAUGAGGAAAUUGCUUCAUUAGUGAUUUCCUUUCCAUAUAGUUGAAAUCUAUAGAGCUGUAUGAAGAAUGCAAGUACUACCAAGGUGGAGCAAUGCCUUAGCCUGGGAGGAAGUCCUUCCCAGGGAAAGAGCUAAAGCCAAAAACCUGUCACUCCCUACAUACCUCAAUAAUGUGUCUCCCACCCUGCCCCCUGUCUUCUUCCAUUUCAGGUCCCAGGUGUGACUCAAGAAGAACUGAUCCUGUUUAGGCAGCGUGGAACCUGGGACUACCAUCUUACACAUCUGUAAAUCACCAGUAGCCAUUUGAACUGCUGACUGCCUGUGUAGACCAAACAUUAUUCAUCUGCUUCCAGACUGUUUAGUGGCGUUGCUUCCACUCUCAUUCCUCUUGCCUUAACUGCUUCUUGGGCUGUGUAGAGGACAUUCACUUGGACUUGGAGAGGCUGAAGGCAGGAAAUGGAUUCAGUGGUGUUUGAGGAUGUGGCCGUGGACUUUACGCAGGAAGAAUGGGCUUUGCUGGAUUUUGCUCAGAGGAAACUCUACAGAGACGUGAUGAUGGAAACCUUCAGAAAUCUAGCCUCGAUUGUUCCUCAACAGGCUGAUAAAGGACAAGUGAUGUCCAGUGACCAUUUAACAAUGCGAUUCAUGAAGGAUAAUUCCUGGUGCAGCAUGUUAGGAGAAACUUGUGAAUUCCAUGGCAUUGAAGAGCAGUGUAACAACCAAGGGAGGCAUGUGAGAUGGCAUAUAGAUGAGAACCUCCAUGAAAGUAAAGAAUGGAAAGAAAAGGAAGGGAAAGAAGGUAAUCAGUCUGGAAAACCUUUCAGCAAGACUGCAUGUCUUACCAGGCUCAAAAGAACUCUUCCUAGAGAAAAUCUUUGUAAAUGGUGUGAGUGUGGAAAAGCUUUCAAGUAUCAUUCUUCACUUAAACAUCACAUCAGGUCUAAUCCUGGAUGCGAUACCUAUCAGUGUAACAAAUGUGGAGUGGCCUGUAGUUGUUCCUCUUACCUAAACACUCAUGGAAAAACUCUUCCUGUAAAGAACGUUUCUAAAUGUAAGGAAUGUGGGAUCCCUUGUAGUUGUUCCUCAUUCAAUACACAUGAAAAAACUCAAAGUAGAGAUAGACCUAAUGAAUGUAAGGAAAUUGAGAAAGCCUUUGGUCAGUUCUCAGCCCUCACUGAACAGAAAAAAAUUCAAAGUGGAAGGCAACACUAUGAUCCUAACGAAGAUAUGAAUACCUUUACUUCUACCUCAUCUCUCAGUAAACAUAUUAAUAUGGACAGUGGCGAGAGGCCUCAUGAAUGUAAGGAAUGUGGGAAAGCAUUUAGUAAGUCCUCAAAGCUGACUGCCAAUUUAAGAACUCACAAUGGAGUAAAGGCUGAUGAAUGUAAGGACUGUGGGAAAGCCUGUAGUUGUGCCUCACGCCUCAGUGCACAUGUCAAAACUCACAGUGGUGAGAGGCCUUAUAAAUGUAAGGAAUGUGGGAAAGCCUUUAGUUGUUCCUCAUCCCUUACAACACAUACAAGGAGUCACAGUGGAGAAAGGCCAUACGAAUGUAAGGAUUGUGGAAAAGCCUUUAGGCAGUCCUCAAACCUAUUGAAUCAUGUAAGAACUCACAGGGGUGAGCGGCCUUAUGAAUGUAAGGAAUGUGGGAGAGCCUUUAGCCAGUCCUCACACCUGAUUAAUCAUAUAAGAACUCACAGUGGAGAACGACUUUAUGAAUGUAAGGAAUGUCCAAAAACCUUUAGCCGAUCCUCGCACCUGAUCAACCAUAUAAGAACUCACAGUGGAGAGCGGCCUUACGAUUGUAAGAAAUGUGGAAAAUCUUUUUGUGAUUUCUCAAGCUUCACUAGACAUAUAAGAACUCACAGUGGAGAGAGGCCUUACAAAUGUAAGGAAUGUGGAAAAGCCUUUACACAGUCCUCAUCUCUCACUCAACAUAAAAGAACUCACAGUGGAGAGCGACCUUAUGAAUGUAAGGAAUGUGGGAAAGCAUUUAGUCGGGUCUCAAACCUCAUCAGACAUAUAAAAACUCACAGUGGAGAGAGACCUUAUGAAUGUAAGGAAUGUGGGAAAGCCUUUAUUUGUGCCUCACACCUCACUAUACAUUUAAGAACUCACAGUGGAGAGAGACCUUACAAAUGUAAGCAGUGUGGGAAAGCAUUUACUUGUGCCUCAUCUCUCACAAUACAUAGAAGAACUCACAGUGGAGACAGGCCUUACGAAUGUAAGGAAUGUGGGAAAGCCUUUAGUUGUUCCUCAUCCCUCACAACACAUACAAGAACUCACAGCGGAGAGAGGCCUUACAAAUGUAAGGAUUGUGGAAAAGCCUUUAGGCAGUCCUCAAACCUACUGAAUCAUAUAAGAACUCAUACUGGUUAACAGCCUUACGAAUUUAAGGAAUGUGGGAGACCUAUAGCCAGUCCUCACACCAGAACAAUCAUAUAAGAACUCACAGCGGAGAACGGCUUUAUGAACGUAAGGAAUGAGGGAAAUCCUUUAGGCAUGCCCUCUGUUUCACUUAUGAUACAAGAACUCACAGUGGAGAAAGGCGCUAUGAAUGCAAGGAAUGAGGGAACAUCUUCAUUUCUCUGUCUCUGCCACUUGAAAACAUGAGAAAUUUCAUUGAGGAGAAAUAUAUAUUGCACAAAUGACCAGCCCUAUGAAUGUCAAAGACAUGGGGUCCUUUGGAGUGUGUUCUUCCUUCAUACCUCUGUAACACCUGACACACUGUAGAGACUCUGGGACUAGAAGCAAAGAACAUCUUCAUUUGUAGCACAUGACUUUGGAUGAGUAUCAAAAUAUUAAUUUGGUUCUGUUAUACUAAAAUUGCUUUUAGUACUAAAUCUCAUCAACCCUUGCUGUGUAGACUUUUGUGGUUUCUUUUUAUUCUACUAUGUUUUUAAUGUUUUUAUUACUUUUCACUUUAUAAAGCAAUAUGUUCUUGAUGGGAAAAAAUUGGAUAUUAACAGAAAUUUGGAAUGAAAAGCAGAACUCAUAAUUCCACCACUCAUUAUUUUGGGUAUUUUAAUCUGUUUUAUACAUACAGCAGUCAUUUCUUAAAGAAUCUGCACUAUACAUUGUGUGUAAUGUUGUAUUAAAGUUUUUUUCAUUGCUUUUUUUAAUCUUCCACAACUGUUACAAUCCUUACUUUACUAAUGGGAAAACUGCACAGAAAAUUUUAACCCACAUCCCACCAUCUCACAAAAAUGUCCCUCUCAGAUCUGCUGUGAGCAGCCAUUCAGUUGAAAAGGAGUAUCCUUGGGGGUGUGGUCCUCAUCAAAUAUAACUGGACUCUCUGGCGAGGCUCCUGGACCUUUGGUCACUCUACAUCAUGCAUCUGGCCCCCGUUCCUCUGACCUCUGGUUCUUGGGACUUAAGCUAGCAGUUUACCUGACAUCUUGCCUGCCGACCUUGGGAUCUGUCAAUCUUUGCAGCCUGUGAACAAAAGCACUGCUGUCUGACUUACUGAUCUUGGGCUCACCAGCCCCUGUGGCUACAUGAAUCAGGAGAAGCCCCCAGCCUGACCCAUGGAUUUGGGUCCAUUUGGUCCUCUACAACUACUUGCGCCCUUUCCUUUAUAUAAAAUGUCUCUACAUAGAUAUUUAUACACUUCACUGGUUUUGCUUCUCUUAAAAAAAAAAAAAAAAAAACGCCCAUCUCAAAUGGUAUUGUGAGAAUGAGAAUUUUCAUUGGAGGAGGGCUCACAUUGAAGAUACAUGGAGAUGGUGGACCUGCACAGACCCACAGCCUAAUCUAGAUGCAGUGGAACUUGUGUCAGACUCAACAGAACUAGUAUUUGAAAGUCCUAGUGUUGGGAAUUUUGUGGUUCAAGGAGAGUACACUAGGCAAGGAGUUGAGGCUGUAGUUGCUGAACUGGGCUGGACUGGUGGCUGUUUCUCCACUUGGGGUGCACAUCUCCUUUAAGACCUAGAGGUUUAUACCGAGCUCCUCUGCCCCACAGUUAACUGAGAUCUUCUUCCUUGACUUCUCAUGUAAGGAGUUUGGGAAAUGGUGGCCGUAGGUAGCAAAAGCCUUCAAAUUAGGCCUCCCAUUGGCCCAAAUGCCCUUUCAGAAUCAUUUUUUUGGAAAUCCUUAGGCAACAUAAUGUACUUUGAUAAUAGUGCUACGUUGUGGAAAUAGUGAAACAAGGGAAACGGUGUCAGAGUCCAGUGGGAAGGGAGUUUUUAGAUAAAUGCCUGGCUACAUGUCAAAGUGUUGUACUGCACUAGAUGAAUUUCUUCAGAAAAAUUCAGUCCACAGAGGUAAAGCACUCAUAGUUGAACAUGUGGUACACUGGGUAUAAAAUAUUGUGUACGUGACGGCCAUUUUAUGCAAAAUGUAUAUGUACAGACAAAUCACCUUGUAGAGAUCUGUCCUAAAGGUGACACUAAGUAAUUUCCUUAGUCAUAUAACUAGCACCACAAUGAAAAUAUAAAACAGCUCCAUCUCUCAUCCAAAAAAUUGCUGGUGUUCCCACUUCUCAGUCAUGAAUCUCUGACACUUGUGCAUAUACACGUCGCACUGUAUGUGUGUUUUAGAUUCUGGGCCCUGUAUUUAGUGUGAAUGGAUUUCAUAUUCAUCCAUGUAGAUGAACUUACGGACAGUUUGUUCUUUUUUACUACUUUAUAGUAUGUUCAGCCCUACCACAGUUUGUAUAUUCAUCAGGUUAAGAGUAUUUGAAUUUCCACUUUUCAGUUCUUUGACUUUUUAAAUAAAACUGAUAUAAAACGUUCACGCAAUGAGUUUAUGUAAACAUAAAGUUUCAUUUUUCUCAUGUCCCUAUGAGUGGAAUUGGUGUGUUACGGUAAGUGUAUGAUUACCUUAAUAAGAAACAUCCCAUCUGUUUUUCAGAGGGGCUGUACCACUUUAUAUUCAGCCAGCAGUGUAUAAUUCCAGGUGCUGCUGGGAACUGGAGAGUCUACUUCUAGAGCCAUAAAACACACUUCUCUUUGCCUCUGUUUUCAGAGGAGGGAUUUGGGUUGGCUGCUCACCUGAUAAGCAUUCCCACAUUUGUGAGGAUAGUACAUGGAAGGUAGCACCUGGAUUAGUCCCUUCCUCCUGCAGUGUCCUUCAUUGUCCCCCAUACACUGGUAAGUGGCAGGAGAGAAAUAACAAUGCACAGCUCCUUUAUCACAGAUCAGGCAAAAAUAGGGUAUCUGUAGCAGAAGCAAUACAUUGACAACCAGGACGAUGCUAAAUAUGUGGCUUUUUGUUUUCUCAGUCUUUUGUCAGUGAUAAACCAGCUCCCAGCAACGCCAAAGUUUCUGUUUUGGUGCCCAACCUGUUCCCCCUUCCCAUGGGAACUUAAAGUGUCCAUCUCUGUGCCUGUUUUCCUCUCCUACUGACUCUAAAUAUCUUCUCUGACACCAAUGCACUGAAAAUGUAACUCUUCCAACUCCAACCGACUGAAGCAACGGCUGAUCUGACAAGUGAAAGGGCACAGUUCUAGAAUGCCCCAUGUGCCCAAGAUUAUAGACACCCACUAAAAUUUAGGGGCUCCUGGAGUCACCCAGGCGUCCAACUCACUGGCUGAAAUUUAGUUGUUUCCCUACCCCCUUAAGUUCAAUAAUUUGCCAAAAUGAUGCAGAAUGUAAGAAGAACUGUACUUACAGUUUUAACAUAGCAAAAGGAUACAAAUGAGGACGAGCAUAAAGCAGAACUGCACGCGGUGAGGUUUGGCAGAAUGUAAAUGCAGUGUUCCCGUGUCUCAUGCGUGCCUACUUCCCUCCUCCCAUCUAUGCGUUUGCCUCAAAGAUACAGAGGGUUCCAGACCACAGCAAGAAAGAAAUUAUUGCAAUAAAGUGAGUCACGCAAAUUUUUUCCCCAGUGCGUGUGAAGAUUAGGUUUACACUAUACUGUAGUCUGUACAAUACCAUUAAGCUUAAGAAGAAACAAUGUGCAUACCUUAGUGAAGACAUACAUUAUCGCUAACAAAUGUUCACCAUCAUCUGAGCCUUCACAGUGUUGUAGUCUUUUUUGCCGUUAUAGGUUGUUGCCGCAGUGUUGAUGGCUGCUGAAUGAUCAGGGUAGUGGUUCCUGAAGCUUGCGGUGGCCAUGGCAAUUACUUAGAAUAAGACAACAGUGAAGUUUGCCACAUCAGUUGACUUUUUCUUUCACAAAAGAUUUCUCUAUAGAAUGCGAUCCUGUUUGAUAGCAUUUUUACCCACAGUAGAACUUCUUUCAAAAUUGGAGCCAGUCCUCUAAAACCCUGCAGCUGCUUUAACAACUAAGUUUAUAUGAUAUUCUAAAUCCUUUGUUAUCAUUUCAACAGUGUUCACAGUAUCUUCACCAGACUAGAUUCUACCUCAAAAAACUUCUUUCUUCAUCCAUAAAAAGCUACUUUUCAUCCGCAAAAGUAUUCUCAUGACAUUUCAGCAAUUCAGUCACAUCUUCAGGCUCCACUUCUAACUUUAGUUCUCUUGCUAUUUCCACCACAAGUACAGUUACUUUCUCCAUUCAAGUCUUGAACCCCUCAAAGUCAUCCAUGAGGGUUGGAAUCAACUUCUUCCAAACUCCUGUUAUUGUUGAUAUUUUGAUCUCGUCCCAUUAAUCAGGACUGUUAUAAAUGGCAUCUAGAAUGGAGCUUUCUUUCCCAAAGGUUUAUAGUGUUGCCCACAUCCAUCAGAGCAAUCGCUGUCGAUGGCAGCUAUAGCCUUACAAAAUCUAUCAGUAAAAUGUAAACGCUGGAAUUAACUCCUUGGUCUACAGGCUGCAGAAUGGAUAUGUGCUAGCAGGCGUGAAAACAACAUUGAUCUUGUACCUCUCCAUCAGAGCUCUCGAGUGACCAGGUGCAUUGUCAAUGAGAGUAAUAUUUUCAAAAGAAUCUUUUUCUAAACAGUAGGUCUCAACAAUGACCUUAGGAUACUCAGUAAACCAUGUUGUAAGUAGAUGCGCUGUCAUACAGGCUUUGUUGUUCCAUGUGUAGAACACAGGCAGGGUAGAUGUAGUAUAAUUGUUAAGGGCCCUAGGAUUUUCAGAAUAGUAAAAGAGCAUUGGUUUCAAGUUAAAGUCAACAAUGGCAUUAGCCCCUAAUAAGAGAGUCACCCUGUCCUUUGAAGCCAGGCAUUGACUUCUGUCAACCUAUGAAAGUCCUAGAUAGCAUCUUCCAAUAUGAGACCGUUUCAUCUUUAUUGAAAAUCUGUUGUUUACUGUACCUACUUUUGUCACUUAGCUAGCUCUUCUGGGUAGCUUGCUGCAGCUCCUCCAUCAGCUCUUCCUCACCCAGCACUUGUACGUUGUAGAGACAGCUUCUUUCCUUCAUAAACCAGCGUCUGUUAGGGUCAGACUUUUCUUCCGCAGCCAACUCGUAUCUCUCUUAGCCUUCAUAGAAUUGAGGAGAGUUAGGGAUUUGCUCUGGAUUAGGCUUUGGCUUAAGGGAAUAUCGUUGCUGGUUUGAUCUCUCCAGACCACUAAAACGUUCUGCACAUCAGUAAAAAGGCUGUUUUGCUUUCUUAAUCAUGUGUACGCUGGAGUAGAACUUGUAAUUUCCUUGAAGAACUUUGCCUUUGCAUUCACAACUUGGCUGCUUGGUGCAAGAGGUCUUUCUUUAGGUCUGCCUCGGCUUAAUCAUUUUUAGUUUUUGAUCUAAAGAACAGAGACAUUCAAUUUUUCCUUUCAGUUGAACACUUACAGGAAUUGUUUUAAGUGCCAUUGAGUCAGUUCCAACUCACAGCGAUCCUAUGUACAAGAGAACUAAACACUGCCCUGUCUUGAGCCAUCCUCAUAAUUGUUACUGUGCUUGAGCCCAUUGUUGCAAGCCUCUGCCUCAGUCCGUCUCGUCGAGGGUCUUUUCUUUUUUUGUUGACCCUCUACCAAGCAUGAUGUCCUUCUCCAGGGAUGGAUCCUUUCUGAUAAAGUCAAAAGUAUGUGAGACGAAUUCUCGCCAUCGUUGAUUCUAAUGAACAUUUUGACUACUUUCUUAAGAGAUUUUUUGGUUCCUCUGGCGGUCUGUGUUAAAUUCAAUAUUCUUCUUCAACACCUUAAUUCAAAGGCAUCAAUUCUUUGGUCUAACUUCGUCAUCGUCCACGUUUCACAUGUAUAGGAGGCGAUUCAAAAGACCACUGAUUGGGUCAGGUGCACCUUAGUCUGUAAAGCGAUAUUUGCCUUUUAACACUUUAAAGAUCUUUUGCAGCAGAUUUGCCUGAACUAUUUUAGUUUAUGUAAGUAUACAUUGAGUGACUUACACCUCUGUGGUUUGAGGUCAUUAGAGAAAUAUAUAUAACAGUUACAUUGUCUCAUUUUGGAAGGACAUUAAGUGCUAGAGUAUCCAAGUGAGUAAAUGACAAGAUCAGGGUUCAAAAGAAGACCUAGAGUGAGCCAUGCUUUCUUAUCUUAGCGCUAGUAUUUGAGCAUCCUUCAGGUGCCUGGGCCUCUAGUCUCUAGGUGUAAAAGGACCAAAAGCCAAGUCCUAACCCUCAUGGGUAUGGAAAGCAAAACAUUCCGACAAAUAACGCACGCAAAUACUUAAACGCAGCAUUCCUAACCAAAACCACCCAAGAACUCACUGCUGUUGAGGCCAUUUCAACUCUUGGUGACCCUGUACGACACAGUAGAACUGCCCUGUAGGGUUUCCAAGGCUUACAGAAGCAGGCUGGCACAUCUCUGUCCUGUGGAGUGGCUGGUAGGUCCGAACAGCCAAUCUGUUGCUUAGCAGCCAAUGACUUUAAUCACUGCACCACCAGGGCUCCACUAAAAGGUUGGCAAAGACGUCAGAAGUAAGGCCGGGCAAUCUACUUCUGAAAGUUCACAGCCUUGAAAACACUAUAGAGUGCAGUCAUACCGUGCAUAUAUGGGGUUGUAUGUGUCAGUCUCAACUACUCAAGUGACCACAGGAUGGAAAAACGGUCUGAGGCAAGAUAGCCAUCGCACUGAGCCCUGCUACCGGCAUCUGGUCCUGCCACAGCGAGACUCAAGGCUCAACUGAGUCUUCCAAGGAAGAAACUACCAGCUCCUCGUAUCCCAGCUGGAAGGAGAGCCCGCCCUUUGGUCUCCUCGAAUGAGGGGACACGCCCCCCGGAAGUGGAUAUGCGCUUCCGGACGUACAGCCCUUAGCCUGUGGCCACCUGACUGGCGUCUGUAGCUGCGUCUGAGCUUGGUUUUUGCCCAUAUUGAGGCCCUGCCCAACCGUGCAGGAGCCGAGGGUCUGAAAAGGAAGGUGUGGGACAAGGGGCGCGCCCCCAACCCGGCAGAGGCACGCAGUCUCGGCUGCUCCUUCCUCCCGCUG
Messenger RNA from Loxodonta africana (African savanna elephant), 11204 nucleotides. RefSeq names its product zinc finger protein 883-like. The record is from RefSeq and is a predicted model, not a curated record. Gene Ontology annotation, biological process: regulation of DNA-templated transcription. The transcript is spliced from 4 exons. Bases 2438 to 4360 code for a protein of 640 amino acids. Lineage: Eukaryota; Metazoa; Chordata; Mammalia; Proboscidea; Elephantidae.